AUGGUAACCAGCAGCGGGAAGGACCCCGAGAGAGCGAACAGGUUCGCCUGGAUCCUUCCUGCGUACCCCAUUCCGAAUUUCCAGCGAGAAUGGCUAGACUUGGCGGCUAAGCUCUUCAACACCGACACCUUGGACAUCCUUGUGACCUCUGGAGAGAAGAAGGAAAUUCUAGCGCUGAUCGCCCUCUCAAUCACAGCUUCCUCCUUCGGCAAUCAGUGCAGAGCGCAGGCCCUCCACAGAACUGUCUACCAUGCGCGGGAGAUGGGUCAGAGCAAGCGGCCUUCCGCCAGACUUGCCAUUAUUUCAGCCCUUCUCAUCUACAAGCUGGAGCCUCCGCCGUCUUGGCUGGAAUGGGAUACCAUGUUUUACUCGUCGGAGGGCAUGUUGAAGGCAGCUUUAGCGCUUCAAUCGGCAGUACCAGCACAAGACAGUUCAGACGGCUUCUUCUCUGCAUCGAAGGAGACAAGCACCAAAUCUUCCGAACCCUCUCAGCUCACUUCGGAUCCUCCCUCUCUGCCGGCUUUGAGACCUUGGACGCGCUCCAUCACCAAGUCCACGACUCCAUCCCCGCCAAGCAAGAAACGGAAGGCGGAAUCCAACUCCCCGGGAGAGAAGAAGGCUGCUCAGCAAAAGGAGAUGGCCAACGCGAAGAAGAUCAGGUCGGUUGGUCCGAAGAAGAAAGUCACCACUCCAAAGAAGAAGAGAAAGGGUGGGUCUGGAAUCAAAUCUACUGCACAAGUCAAGAGCCCCAAGGUCGGCGCGAAGACCCCGACACGAGCUGCCACAUCGUCUGCCAAGCUUUCUCCGACUCGACAGACUCGGAGCGCCGCAGCUGCGAAGCGACAGCAGCCGAUCGACAAUUCCGUCCGUCGUAUUGCCCUCGCCAGUUUUAUCGAAGACUUGAAGAGCUCAGGCUGGGAUGACUUGGAGAAGUGUACCUUGCAGCUCAUCAAAGAUGGGGACUUUGAGUCUCACAUUUUUCUGGCGAAGACGAUCAUGAAUGACGUUUAUCAGCGCAUCAAUGACUCUGUCGAAGACGUCCCGCAGCUCGCGCAUCCGAUACAGCCCAAAGAGCCAACAGAGCCCACACAGCAACCCAUGGAACGGCCCAUGGAAGUCAGGCAGCUAGCACAAUACAAUCCAGAGGAACAGCCUACUGAUACGCCGACAAAGAAGAGGAGUCGGCCCAGGCCUACGACGACCAAGCAAUCCGCCCAGACCAAGCAGCCCAAGAACACGAUGGAUCAGCAUAUCUCGCCGACAAAGCAAGGAAGUCAGCCUUUCAAAUUCUCUCCCAGCAGUUGCAUGUCUGAUGACGUGUUCAACGACACUUCUCCUGUACGCGGUGCGCCGCCUUCGGCCUCGGGUCUGCAGCAUCCAAACUUGGCUUCCCCGCCUCGCUUCAACAUUUCGCGAAAUACUAUUCAAGCGACUUAA
This is a messenger RNA of Colletotrichum phormii, 1437 nucleotides long. RefSeq lists its product as uncharacterized. The record is from RefSeq and is a predicted model, not a curated record. The coding region runs from base 1 to 1437 and encodes 478 amino acids. The transcript has 3 exons. Lineage: Eukaryota; Fungi; Ascomycota; Sordariomycetes; Glomerellales; Glomerellaceae.